Messenger RNA from Hyalella azteca, 5773 nucleotides. RefSeq lists its product as uncharacterized. The transcript has 3 exons. The record is from RefSeq and is a predicted model, not a curated record. Lineage: Eukaryota; Metazoa; Arthropoda; Malacostraca; Amphipoda; Hyalellidae. Bases 544 to 3366 code for a protein of 940 amino acids.
AAUCGAAGAAGUGAAGACGUGCAGUACUUGUGAAUAUUGUUUAUCGCAAUGGCCAAACCACAUGUGCAAUGUUAGUGUGUUUUUUAAAAAUGUCUUCUAAGCGUCAAUUACCGCAUUUACAUCGCGUAAGCUUUUUUAGUUUGCCAUCUGAUCGUAUUUGCAACGGAUACUCGCUCCACAAACUUUCCGCCAUAUUACGCCUAAAUAAAGUGUUGAAGUCGAGAAACUGGCCUUGGAGUUGGAACCUUAGUUGGAAAGGCGGCGUCGGUGCAGACAUUGUUUUGAAGUCUUGUGUAGUUUGUAGAAGUUUAUCGAUCCGAAUUUUCGAUUGCAAUUCUAGAACUGUUGACACUACAAUCAGAUAGAAGAAUUUAAAAAAUCAGCGAUGAUUUUUUUCUGAGAUUUGAGUAAGUCUGCUACUCGGAAGCUCCUGAUCUGACUGAUCUGAAUCAUCUGUCAUCUGAUUAAGUCAAAAGGUUCCAAAGGCUGUGUGUGUGAACUACCAACAACUGAAUAAAUUGGUACCUCACUUCUGUCGCAAUCAUGUCUUCGACUAUAGUCAACUCAACAGGAUCGGCUUCUGCUGCUAUGCCUGCAGAGUGCGAGCGCUGCCAGUCCUGUGUUGAGCCUUCCCACUGUCCUGCUUAUUGUUUUGCUAACACUUCGUCUAGUGAUAGCACCUCACCUAGAGAUAACAUCUCCCCUAGAGAUGACGUCUCGUCUUGUGAUGCUAGUUGCGCUGCUAACCCCAACAUUCCCUGUACUCACUCGAAUGCUAUGCACCCAACUUCCACGCCUGAUGUCUCGCACAAAGUUUCUGAUGCCUUAAGUAAUCUUAAGUCAGCCGCCAAUGAAUCGGAUAUUGUAACAAAAUGUCCCAUUUUGAUAAGCAAUGUAGUCUUGGAUAAUCCUGAUUUUUGGGAGUCGCAUGAAGCAUCUGCUGAGGAAGAUAACGAUGUAGCCUUUGAACCUACUAAAGUUUGCCAGGGCCGGGAGGUGUACAACCCAGUUGGUGAUGCUAGUUCAAAAGAUGAUGAAAUUGAUGUUGUAGAAAUCUUUUCAAAGCCUAAAGAUAAAUGUUGUUCUGAUGAUAGCUUUGAAGGGCCCAAAGUUGACUCGGCAAUGCCUUCAAAUUCUGCCGACGAAGAUCAAUGUGUUGGCAUCGAUGAAGACAUUACAUGUGGUUCCUGCACAGCUGAAAAGCUUAAUUAUUCUGUGACAGACUUUGACUGUCGUGGUGAUGAUGGCUAUGACACUAGCAUGGAGUGUAAAACUGGUACCUAUUUGAAGAAGGCUUGCAUUGAAAUGAUUCUCACGAAAUGUAGUGUUGUGGCAGGUGAUGAUUUCCAGGAUUUAAAUGACCGCGAUUCAGAUAGCGACGAUUCCCGUUUGAGUAAAUCAGAUAAUGAAGAAUCCUGUAAGAGUGAUCCAGGCAGAAAGGAUUCCGACGAGAGUGGCUCAGAUAAUGAUGAAUCCUGUGAGAGUGAUUCAGAUAACAAGGAAUCCAGCGAGAGCGACAGCUCAGACGAGAACGAGAUUGUGUCCAACGCGGAUGAAUCUGAAGACGAAGUUGAGUUCAUGGAUGACAGCUUCCUAGAUUCUGAGGAUGGUGAACCAACUGAUGAUAUGGAUGAUGACGAUGAUGCUAAUGAUGACAGUGACGAUUCUGUGCAGUUCAUGACGUGCGAUGAUAUAGACAGUGACGAUGACUUGGGUCUUACAUUUGACUUAUUUGAAGCUUCGGAACCAUCGAGUUCAACAACCGCAAAGUCAGAUUCUUCCCAAACCACUGAACACGAAAAGACAAUCGCAAUGGAAAUAGAAGCAGAGCGUAUGAAAGUGCAGGCAGCAAACCGACGCUGGGAGGUGUAUUACAGCGAGACCAGUCACGAGCGUGUGGUCGCUGGUGUCGUCUUCAAAGUUCUUCCAAAACCCAAAGUCCAUUCCCCAAACUGGGGCUGUUUUCCGUCCAAGUCUUCAAUGAAAGGUCCUGAUAACUCGCCAUCUUUGGGCUUCAUUCCAUGCCGGAAAACCCCUGCUCCGUGUGACUUUUUGAGCGCUGUUUCUUCUCGCAUUGAAGUUCUUAUGCGGGAUCAAGGACCUGAUUUGCUGGAGGCUCCUUGUGGCGAACGUGAUGGGCCGAUCCAUAGCAGUUGCGCUUACGAGGCAUCAAGUCCUGAGCUACAGAGGUCUUCAGGGGCCGAAUUGUCGCCUCAGAAAAUGUUCAGUUCGAAAAAACUUGAUGUUAAUUUUCAUGAUGGUGAGAACUGUAGUGCCGACCUUAUGACCAACGAGGGACAAAUAAAGAACGAUUCGAAUGAUACUCACUUGGCUAGUGAGGGCAAAAAUGUUCAAAUGGUGAGCUCAGAUCUGCCAGAGAGCGACUCCAGGUAUGACAUACUAGCAGGAUGCGAGUCAAGUGGCAAGCUUCAAGUUACGUCUUUAGAAGUUACUCUAAAUCUCAUACCUACAAAUUCCUCUUCGGAUGACAACAUUCUUUUUCCUGGUGAACACAACACCGCGUCAAAUGUAUCAGAAGGUCCAAGCUCGUCUGAACAAAUCUCCGACUCGAAUGCCCACUCAAACUUUGCUGUCGUAUCUCCUGCUCAUGUCGACCGACCAUUGCAGUUGGUGAUGAACGUGGCCUUGUAUGAGACGGGAUCGUGCGUUGCGGAACACGGGGUGGACUAUGAAGACUUGUGCUACGAUGGCGUCAUCGAGCAGUUCGAUAUCCUAGUCCAUCCUGACGGCCACAGAGACGCUGUUGCUGUCGUCUCUAUCGAGAACUGCGCACCGCUUCCAUUAAGUUCAUCUUACCCGCCACCCAUCACCUCGGCUUCCAGCAAAAUGUCUAUUUCAUCAUAUGAAGGUGACGAAAAGUCUAGCGAUGAAACUGAUGCGGGCGAUGACUUCGCUUGGACAGAAAACGUUGAUUGUAAUGGAAGCUUCAAAGUUGCUUCUGAUUUUAAAGAUGAAUUCUUUGAUGAUGAAUGUCCUCAGGACGACGGCGCCGAAAUGAACGAAAGUGCUGUGCUGAACCAGGUUCCUGCCUCACUUGAAUGUGAGGCAGGGAACCAGCUUCCGGCCUCACCUGAGCAUGAGGCAGAGAACCAGGUUGCUGCCUCACCUGAACAUGUGUGGGACCAGGUUCCUGGUUCACCUGUGGAUAACCCAGCCAGCGGGCGGCGACGUAAAGUAAUGUUUAACCUGCGUGUGGACAAGCGUUUGCUACACGCGUUCCUCAGUGAACAUCAGGAGGCGCGCAGCGGCAGGUGCUGGAUACAAUGUGUGGCGGAUAGAGCGCGGGAGCGGCGUGCUGCAGGCCGACCUGAGUACGAUCCCUCGUCAGAUGAAGAUGAUGAAUGAUUUGCAUCCAUUGCUUCAUCAUCACCAUUAAUGGAAUGGCAUAUAUUGCUUUAGCACAUCAACUUAAGAACAUCAUCGCUCGUCAUUUGUUUUCUGAUUGUACGUAUGAAAUUUUUGAAUGCGAGUUCGAUCCUUCAUCCGACGAAGAUGAUGAAUGAUUUUCAUUUAUUGCUAUGUGUCAUCUUGGUCAUUAGUGUGCUGAUUUUGCGCAUGAAAAAUGCGGGAUGUUACGCUUGAAUUUUGUCGAUAUUACGCAAAGGCAUUGUUUUUUUAUGGUGUCGAUAUUUUUAUUGUGUUGGUCAUUUGAUCGGAUGUGUUGAAAUUUGCAUACUCCGUUGUACGCUCACAAGGGCGUGCUUUUGGUUAAUAAAUUAUAUUCCAAGCAUUUUUUUCUAUUAUCGUUCAUAGAGAUUACUUAUCGCAUUAAUUGAGUUGAAAUAUUAAUGCUCUGGUAUCGACAAUAUUGGUAAACAAUUAAUAUUUAAGAAAAAGAUCAGAGCAUAGAAGUGUUCAAGAAUAUUGCUGAACUAUUAGUAUAUCACACUAAAAAUAAAGUGCCAGGAAAUCAUUAGUAUUACUAAGCUAUUCACAUUCUUUGAUUCUCGACUCAUUUAAUAUAGCAUUUCAGAGAAAUUCUCUUGUUGGUUGAUUUGUUGACGGAAUGUGUUACCACACAGACUAGUGUCUUUCAUUAGCGUGGCACCACAGUUACUUGUAAUCACCUUAUGCGCUGACUGGUUUAGAAUAAAACUGAUUGAUUUGUGAACAAUAGCUGAGUAAUUUCACUAAUUUGUAGAUUCUAAUUUAGUUUAUCGACGUUGUUUUUAAGUUUGAUGUUCCCGAGUAACAAACCCAUUAAUGAAGGAGAGGUUAUUCCUCGGAGGUUAGUUUUAAUUCCAUUGAUGAUAGCUUGCCAUUAGAUAAGACCACGCUGUUUUAUUUUAUCUAGUGCGUUUACUCUUCUGUCUGUCCAGUUCGCUGUGGCCAGUUAGCGUCGGUGCUAAAUAACGCUUAUUUCCAUUUAAUUUGUGCUCAGGUUAUACUAUCUCGGGUUCGGGUAUUUAUUUGUUUAGUGUAAAAAUAUUAUAGGACUUUGCUCCCUCGUAAUUUUUAGUUUAUAAGUCAGCACAAUAACAACACAUGGCUGUGAAAUGGUGCUCGUAAUCUUUGUUGUUUAAGCGUGUGAUCUCAAGUAAUGUUGUAAGCAACACGUGUGAUCUCAAGUAAUGUUGUAAGCAACACGUGUAAUCUCAAGUAGUGUUGUAAGCAACACGUGUGAUCUCAAGUAGUUGUAAACAGCACGUGUGAUUUCAAUUAGUGUUGUAAGCAACACGUGUCAUCUCAAGUAGAAGUAGUGUUGUAAGCAACACGUGUGAUAUCAGGAAGUGUUGUAAGCAACACUCGUUAGUGCCGUUAUUCGUAAUGAUUAAUUUAUGUAAUGCUUUAUGUUCGUACGAAAUAAUUUUUAACGAUCUCGAGCAUUAGCGUGUAGUAAAGAGAAGCUGCCGGUGAUUGUCAUGUGCUAUGAUUGCCGAAUGUUGUGCUACACGCUGAUAGGUCCAUAUAUUUGCACAGCGAACACUGACAGAGCUCUGUCCAACAUUGACAGAGCUCUGUCCAACAUUAACUGAGCUCUCUCCAACAUUGACAGAGCUCUGUCCAACAUUAACUGAGCUCUGUCUAACAUUGCCUGAGCUCUGUCCAACAAUGACAGAGCUCUGUCCAACAUUAACUGAGCUCUGUCCAACAUUGACAGAGCUCUGUCCAACAUUAAGUGAGCUCUGUCCAACAUUGACAGAGCUCUGUCCAACAUUAACUGAGCUUUGUCUAACAUUGCCUGAGUUCUGUCCAACAUUUACAGAGCUCUGUCGAACAGUAACAGUGCUGUCGAUUGAUUUAAAAUUAAUUAUAUCUUGAGUGCAACUCUCGCUGGUAGAAUUACUCUCUCUUUCCACCCUUGCAUAAUAGCUAGCACUUUUUCAGCUAUUUUUACGUGUAAUUAGCUCACUGUUUACAAAAUUCAUUUAGCAAUUAGAUGGAUAAAGUAGAUGCUGUGACGAUCGGAAAUAAUUUGAAGGUGAAUGAACUAUGCUAGGUUUGCUCGUCUUAGUUGGUGUGCUCUAAUUUUAACUACCUUCCAAUGUCAAAACAGUAGUUUAAUGAUGUUUUAGUUGAAUUGCUUAGUUUUAAUUAGUAUUAGUUGAGGUAAAUGGCUGCACUGAAUAUUUUUUCUGACCUUUUCGGGUCAUUAAAUUAUGCUUCUUGGUGCAUUAUGUCACUCUCCUUUUUUAUUACUUUUUAAGCUGACGUUGUAUAGGAUAUGUUUCGAAAUAAGGCCUAGGUUCGUUUACUGGUUCUCUUUUGGUUUGUUUUGGUGUAGAGGCGGUAAUAAAUAUGUCUGAGGCUA